AUGCAAGGUACUGGACGCGGUACCAAUACCAAGCGCAAAAGCAAGGCUACCGUCCCAAAACCAUCUCGGGGAUCAGGGCUUAAUCCGUCGGGACAGCCAGCCAACGAUCAGCUCAACAUUCCCUCAGAACGACUACGAAUGCCCGACAAUAUGUUCGAUCCGUAUGAUCGAGGUGGAGGUGGGCAAGGGAGCCAUUCUGGUUCGAUACCGCCACACUUUACCCUUGGGGACGACGGCAACUUUGACAUAGACGCAUUGUAUGGUCAGGCUGGUAGACAGACGCUGACAGACGCUUUGAGGUCAGAUCCCUACACAGAUGCAGACCUGCCCAUGUCGCGAUGGACUGGGCAUGCGCCAGAUCGCGGAAGAGGUGAGAUACCUUCAUCCGAUGUAGUGCAUACUACAGGGCCUGCAAGGACCGUACGACGUGUGACCCGGCAGGUGUCAAUGCCCUCAACACCAUAUGCGGUUCCACGAACUCUGGUGAGUUCUGAUGCGCAAAGCCCUGUCGCCAUCGAAGUGCGCGCUGGGCCUUCUGUGAUGGAGCCGUCGUCGUCGUCACAGCCUCAAGACAUUACGCCUACAAAAGAGGUCCGUCAACAAAUCGUAUGCAAGGCGAAACAUGGGGUUGUUGGUUGGCUUUUCACGAAGUAUGCGAUGUCGCAAACUGCAGCAGAUCGGAAACGCCUCAUCAAGAAAGCCAUUUUAGAUGCAGUCCCAAGAAUUUUCUCGUCGACCGUUUCAUUCAAUUCCCUAGUCACUAAAGAACAAUAUCGUUCUGUAUCCCAAGCACUUACAAAUGCACGCGGCAAAAUUAUCGACAUUGCUCGCAGCGGUGUACCUCAUGCGUACGAGCUAUACCGCCCGAGUGGAUAUACGGAACGGACACCAACUCAAUACCGGGUGCAUAUAGCUACGACACUUACCCGUACAGGCUCGUUGACGGUCAUGCACUCGCAUCAUUUUGAUCCGGAUGGUAACAUACAUGUUCACAGUCAUUUCGACCAUUCGUUCAUCAAGCACGUCGUGAUCCGGUUCAUUUGGUAUCUUCGACACGAAACCUUCCUUGGCGAAUCCCCCCUCACGAAGAUCAACUACAUCAUCGCGAUUGCCGUAGCGGCUGUUUACUGUGUACUGCAGGAACAACGGAUGCCGAUGCCAUCCAUUGAUCCCUUCACAGGUCUGGUCCAUUACAACAAAUUCGUUGAGGUCAUCGCCGUCCUCGAUGGUCUUGAUGGAGAAGAUAAAAAGGCGCUGGAAAGUUUUAAGCUUGAUAUGCUCGAAGUUGGACCAUCGCAGAUGCGCACUAAUAUUGAGGCUGAUGAUGAUGAUGAUUUACUAUACGAGUAG
This is a messenger RNA of Suillus fuscotomentosus, 1350 nucleotides long. RefSeq lists its product as uncharacterized. The transcript has 7 exons. Lineage: Eukaryota; Fungi; Basidiomycota; Agaricomycetes; Boletales; Suillaceae. The coding region runs from base 1 to 1350 and encodes 449 amino acids. The record is from RefSeq and is a predicted model, not a curated record.